AUGGGCCUCCUCUCCCAGGGCAUCGACGCCCUCAACCUGGGCAGCAGUAAGCCCAAGAGCCGCCGCACCAGCCUCCAAGGUCCUCCUCCUCCAGAUGACUCAGCCCAAGACGGAAGCGACGCCGACACCUCGACUCUUGACAAGGACGAGGGCAACAUUCUCAUGGCCCUCAUCUCUCAACUGCGCCCAGGAAUGGACCUGACCAAGAUUGCGCUGCCCACAUUCGUCCUCGAGCCUCGGUCAUUGCUCGAGCGCAUCACCGAUUUCUUCUCACACCCGGACCUCAUCUUUGGUGCUGGACAGGAACCCGACGCACGUGUGCGCUUCUUGCGUAUCAUGACCUUCUACCUCUCUGGGUGGCACAUUAAGCCGCGCGGCGUCAAGAAGCCUUACAACCCUAUCCUUAACGAGUUCUACCGCUGUACCUACUACUACCCCGACGGAUCCCAGGGAUACUAUGUCGCCGAGCAGGUCUCGCACCACCCACCCAUCUCCGCCUUCUUCUACGUGUCGCCGAAGAACGGCAUCCUCGUCACGGGUGAGCUCAAGCCCAAGUCACGAUUUCUCGGAAACUCUGCCGCGACGAUCAUGGAGGGAGAAGACCGUAUCCGCUUCCUCAACCGCCCCGAGGACGGCGAGUACUGCAUUUCCAUGCCAAACACCUAUGCUCGUGGCAUCCUGUUCGGCAAAAUGCUGCUCGAGCUCGGCGACCUAUCGACGAUCAGGAACGACAUCACAGGCUACAACUGUGAUGUCGACUUCAAGACCAAGGGAUGGGUGUCGGGUGGAUACAACCUCAUCACAGGCAAGGUCACGGGCCCGGACGGCAAGUCUGAAGGCGAGAUCAACGGCAUGUGGAGCGGCACUAUCGACUAUAGCCCAAAGGGAGGAAAGAAGUCGACCCUGUUUGAUGCGUCCAAGUCCAACGCGGUGGCCAAGGCUGUGCUGCCCGAGUCGAUGCAGGAGGAGAAUGAAUCAAGGCGACUGUGGGCCAAGCUCACCGACGCGAUCAAGACGACGGACAUGAUCGCGGCGCAGACAGCCAAGUCGGCAGUAGAGGACCGUCAGCGUGAGCUGCGGCAACGGCGAGCGGAGCGCGGCGAGCCAGCCCCCACGCCUCGCUUCUUUGUCCCAGUCGGUGACAAGUUUAUGCCCAAGCUCGACGUUGACAAGCUGCCGCAGAACGUGGACGAAUUGGAGGCACUUGUCCGCGACUUCAUCUUCGGUGAUCGCGUACCCGGGCCACCUCCGGCCGGCUCCGCUCCGCCCACCAGCACACCGGCCUUGUCCGUCGAGGUUCUCCCGGUGGGCCCGUCCUCCGGGGCUCCGGCUGAGGCAGUUCCUGCCCAGCGCGAGACGGUUGCACAGGCUCCGGCUCCCACACUGGCGACUGCAGCCUCGGGUGCUGCGGCGCCUGUUGCUGCGGCGCCUGUUGCUGUGGCGCCUGUUUCUGCGGCGCCUGUUGCUGUGGCGCCUGUUGCGGUGGCGCCUGUUGUGGCGGCGCCUGUUGCUGCUGCGCCUGUUGCGGCGGCGCCGGUUGCUGCGGGUGCGGGUGCUACUCUAGCUGGGGGGGCGGCGGGGCCCGUGGGGACAGCCCCUGCUCUGAGCCCUGCUCCCAGUAACGAUCCGCGCAGAGCGUCGAUUGCGUCGACCAUCUCGGACGACGAGUACCACGACGCGCACGAAGAUUUCCAUCCGCCUGGGCACCCAUAG
Cutaneotrichosporon cavernicola is the source of this 1713-nucleotide messenger RNA. RefSeq lists its product as uncharacterized. Bases 1 to 1713 code for a protein of 570 amino acids. The record is from RefSeq and is a predicted model, not a curated record. Gene Ontology annotation, molecular function: sterol binding. The transcript is spliced from 8 exons. Gene Ontology annotation, cellular component: intracellular membrane-bounded organelle; membrane; cytosol. Gene Ontology annotation, biological process: piecemeal microautophagy of the nucleus; maintenance of cell polarity; endocytosis. NCBI's taxonomy places the organism in Eukaryota, Fungi, Basidiomycota, Tremellomycetes, Trichosporonales, Trichosporonaceae.